Molecule: messenger RNA, 2605 nt
Organism: Triplophysa rosa
Lineage: Eukaryota; Metazoa; Chordata; Actinopteri; Cypriniformes; Nemacheilidae
Gene: dnai4
Product: dynein axonemal intermediate chain 4
Exons: 17
Coding region: 57-2417 (786 amino acids)
Biological process (GO): cilium movement
Cellular component (GO): axonemal dynein complex
Molecular function (GO): dynein light chain binding; dynein heavy chain binding
Source: RefSeq, a predicted model, not a curated record
GUCAGAACCGACCUGUUGUCUUGCAUGUGAGCGCUGUUUAUAUGAAAGUGUGAAAAAUGUCUAACACAAAAGUCAAGCAGAAGAGAGCGGCUCUGAAAGUGUCCAAAAUUUCCAAAACACUGAAUGUGUCAUCCGUAUUAUUCCCUGCAAAUCAAAGCAUCACAAAGAGCAGCAGCACUUUAUUCAGCCGAAGGAGCUUCAGUUCAACAGAAGAUGCUAAACCUUUGGAUAAGAGCUCUGUCCAAACCCCAAAACACACUGUGCGUGAUGAAAAGGGACAGGACGUCACACCUCAGCCAUUGUAUCAGGGCGAUCCUGCGGUUUCACAACCUAAACAAGGCAAACUAUUCACUACGCAUGACACAUCAUGGGGUACUACGACAGAUUUUCUCUCUGUGGCUUUUCAAACUAAUGCCAGCUUUGGUGCACCAUUUACAAGGUCUUUUUUUGGGAGCAUUUCAGCAUCCAGAACGAGCCAGUCGACUGCAGAAUCGGUGAACAAUGAAACUGAGGAUGUCUCGAAACAUGACCUGUCCAAUAGUUCCUCGGAUGUUCAAGGUCGUAAAGAAGAUGUGAUGGAGCAGGUCGGGGAGGUCCUGAUGGACAAUGGGGUGGAUUGUUACCUCACUGAGACGGAGACCAUGUGGCUGUUAGACAUUCCUGCAGUAUCUGUGUCAUCAGAUUCGAAGAACGCUGAGGCGGUCAAGGAAAGAAACAAAGCAUACAUAGAAUUGUGUAAACAUAGACAGGGCAAUGAUAAAUACGUGGAGCGGUCAAUGCAGACGUUCAAUGGUGCGGCAAAGACAAAGGAGGUCCAAAGUGAGACGGUUACCAUGGUAGACAAAGCUGUCAUGUCCACCAUCUGGGACAUGUAUGAUUCAUUCUGCAGUGGAAGUGGAGAGGUCAAAGAAGACACUGCGAUACCUUUUGAACGACACAAGGCUGUUGUCCCAGAUGUGUCCUCUGUGAGUCUCCAAACCCACCCUAAAGACUCCAGCAAUAGUGUGUCUAUGAUCAGUACAGGCAGUGACUUGAGCUCUCAAAUUGAACUGGAAGGCUCUGUGUCCCUGGGGAAGGAAGAGCCAGACCCUGAGCUGAUCUUACAAUCUGAUAAAUUCAAGCAUGAUCUGGCUGUGAUGGAGAGGGUGGUUCUGGAGAAUAUCUUCCAGCCUAAGCUUGCUGCAUACAGACAGCUGCCGGUCUUAGAGGAUCCAGACUAUGUGCGGACAGAAAUGGAGGUAGAAGAGGUGAGUUGGACAGAACAGCCCCCGGGUCCAUUCUUGGAGCACCUGUGGGCCUUCAGGUGUGACCUCACCAUGGGCCGAAAUGUCAGCAGUAUGGCCUGGAACAAGAGAAACCCAGAUCUUCUUGCUGUGGGAUAUGGACAGUUUGAUUUCAAAGAUCAGAACUCUGGACUUGUGUGCUGCUGGUCUUUAAAGAACCCCACGUGGCCCGAGCGGAUCUUUCAUUGUGACAGUGGAGUAACUGCUCUGGAUUUCUCAUCUUAUAAUGCCAGUCAGCUGGCUGUGGGAAUGUAUGAUGGCAGCGUUUCCAUCUAUAACGUACAGAGCACAGAGGAAACGGCCAUUAUUGACAGAAGUGACUCGGCCAACAUGCACAGGGGUCCAGUGUGGCAGCUCAGAUGGAUUGAUCAUGAGAAAGGACGGUCUAGUGAGGAUAAAGAAGAGACGCUGAUUUCUGUGUCAGCUGAUGGACGAAUCAGCAAGUGGUUCCUCCACAAAGGCAUGAAACGCACCGACCUGAUGAAACUGAGAAGAACCAAAGACAGAAGCGAGAAAAGCACGAAAGUGAAUACGCCUAAAAACCGGUGUGAAGUAUUGAUCUCACGUUUGGCUUCAGGCCCGUGUUUUGAUUUCCAUCCCAAGGAUUCAAAUAUUUACCUGGCUGGAACAGAGGAAGGUGAAAUUCACAAGUGCUCUUAUUCCUAUAGUGAGCAAUUCUUGGAUACAUAUCAAGCCCACAAAGGGUCUGUCUAUAAGAUAACAUGGUCACCGUUCAGUCCAGAUGUUUUCCUAAGCUGUUCCUCAGACUGGACCAUUCAGCUGUGGAAGCAGGAUCUGUGCACACCUGUCUUAAGUUUUACCUCCAGUCAGAAGGCCUUGUAUGAUGCUGUGUGGUCCCCGCACUGUGCCACUGUGUUUGGAUCAGUCAGUGAGAGCCGGGUGGAGAUCUGGGACCUGAGAGUCAGCAUUCUGGACCCGAUCAUUGUAAGCAUGAGCAGUCCAGGAGUGAAUCCGUCCACUCUGCUGUUCACCCCUGAGACAGACUGUGUUCUGGUUGGGGACAGUGAGGGACAGGUCAGUGUGUACAAACUGAAGAACUUCACUGCAGCAGACAGCACACAGGUAGAUGCAUUGGAGGACAUAAUUCAGUCCACACUAGCCAGUCACCUCUGAAUAUCAUAUGCAUUCUUGUCUGUUGUCUUUUUUGUAACUUUCAUUUUUUCUUUGUCUAUACCUCCUAUUCUAUUCAACUGUCUUAGUCUGUGUAUUUAGCCUUUCAUGUUUUUUUUCUCUAGAUUAUAAAAUUUCUUUUGGUACCCAUAUAACAUGGACAGUUGAAUCGAUUGAUUUGAUCCUCAUUA